Molecule: messenger RNA, 474 nt
Organism: Dovyalis caffra
Lineage: Eukaryota; Viridiplantae; Streptophyta; Magnoliopsida; Malpighiales; Salicaceae
Source: the annotation of a GenBank genome assembly
AUGGGUAAGUCGCCAAUCCCUAAAACGGACUAUGUACUGUACUUUAUCACCUCUAUUCUUUAUAGAGGUAUAAAGCGCAUGAGCUUGAGCUGUCUCAAAAAUGUUGCAAUGAUUUCGCUCAGCUACUUCGUUAUGUUCGGAAGUAUGCGGGCCGAUGAAGAAUGCGUCGAAAAGGACACAAGACCCUGGAAAGCAAGCAAAGGAGCGAAAGGGUGGGAGGCAUGGCGGAUUCGAUCUGCGCUGGGAUUUUUCCAAAAUGGCACUCUAACUAGGCGAGAUGUUCAGGAGCCAGAGCCUCUUAGGCUUAGGAGGUCGUCAAUGAAGCUCAGCCGAACUUCCUUAAGAGAAAGAGGAAAUCACCGCUUGGUUGUUUACCAACGGAAAGCAUGGGAAAAAGACCAAAGAUAUCAUACGCUCUCUUCGGAGAGCGGCAUACCGAAAAAAAGAAAAGGGUUAUCGGAUUGGAAGCGAUGA